AUGCUGAAUAAAUCUUCUCAGCUGUUGCUGUUCUUAUGGAAUGUUCUCAGUGACACGAAAACUCAAAAACCACCACAGGGUUUUAAGUAUGCUUCCUAUGAGGUAACCAUCCCAAGGAGAGUGAUGCCAAGAUACGGAAAAGAGACCCCAGAGGUUGUCUACCAUUUACGGAUUGAAGGAAAGGGUUACAUGGUGCACCUUAACCAGAAGAAAGGCUUGGUUCCUAAAAACCUUCCUGUCUUAACCUACUCUAAGCUAGGGGACCUCCAGGUGGACUAUCCAUUUAUCAGGAGUGACUGUUUUUACCAAGGUUAUAUAAAGGGAAAGUCCUCUUCUUUGGCCACCCUCAGCUCUUGCUUAGGGGGACUUAGGGGUCUAUUUCAGUUAGAAAAUAAUACCUAUGAGAUUGAGCCUGUCCCAGCAUCUUCCACCUUUCAACAUGUAGUGUAUCGACUGGAAGAAAAGGAGGGUGAUGUCAAAAUGAAGUGUGGACUAACAGAAGAAGAGCAAAAACAUCAGAAGGCCAUGAUGCAGAACCCAGAAACUGUAGUGACCAAAAGUAACUCCAGAGGUGACUGGUGGACACACACCAGGUAUGUGAAGGUAGCAAUUGUGAUAGAACAUGAACGAUACGUGAAGUUUGACAAAAAUGAAACUCUUAUUGCUAUACAAGUUCUGGAUAUUGUCCAUAUUGCAAAUUCAUUUUAUGAACCACUUUCUGUUCAGUUGUUUGUUACCGGAUUGGAGAUUUGGUCCAAAAGAAAUCUCAUACAUAUUGCUGACAGCAUAAUGGACACGUUAACUUCUUUUACCAUAUGGAGGGUAUUUUCAUUAAGUAAACAUCUAGAAAGUGAUGCUGCCCAUUUAUUUGUAUACAAAUAUUUUGGAUCUACACUUGGAUUAGCAGUUGUAGGAGCAAUUUGUAAUAAGGAAGGGGCAUCUGCUGUUGAUUCAUAUUUGGAUUACAGUUUAUUAUAUUUUUCUAACACAUUUGCCCAUGAAUUAGGACAUAAUCUUGGAAUGAUACAUGAUGACAUUUUCUGUAGCUGUAAUCAACGUUCUUGUAUCAUGGCUGCAUUUCACUCCAACAGUGAUAAGUUCAGCAAUUGCAGUUACAACGAUUAUUUCAAACUAAGGAAUUCAGAUUGCUUGUUAAUUCCACCAGAUCCUGAUAAAAUACAUAAAGUCAAAUACUGUGGAAACAAAAUAGUGGAAAAGGGUGAACAAUGUGACUGUGGAUCCAAAGAUGAAUGUGAAACGCAUCAGUGCUGUCAGUCUAAUUGUAAAUUGCGUUUUGGUGCUACAUGUGCUUUUGGACAGUGCUGCGCAAAUUGUCAGUAUGUUCUAGCUCACUCUAUUUGCAGAGAAAACACUAGUAUUUGUGAUCUUCCCGAGUAUUGCAAUGGCACUUCAGAGUGGUGUCCUAAAGAUGUUUACAUACAAGAUGGUGCCCCAUGCAGUGAGAGUGCAUACUGUUAUAAUGGAAACUGUACUACUCAUGUUAAGCAAUGCAAAAUGAUAUUUGGCAAAAAAGCCAAAGCUGCUUCAGAGAGUUGUUUCAGAGACUUAAAUAGUGAAGGUGAUCGUUUUGGCAACUGUGGCCUUAAACAUGGAAAGUACAAAAAAUGUAACGCUGAGAAUAUCCUGUGUGGUCGAAUCCAGUGUGAAAAUAUUGACCAUUUACCUUCUCUGGAGGAACACAGAACCAUAAUUCACACAGUCAUUGGCAAAAAAGAGUGCUGGAGUAUAGACUAUCACAGUGGAAUGAAUAUAACUGAUAUUGGGGCGGUGAGAGAUGGUACUUCUUGUGGCACUGAUAUGAUGUGUAUUGAUGGCCAAUGCCUCAGUGUAUCUCUUUUGGAAUAUGACUGUAAUAUCUCCAAGUGCCACAAUCGGGGAUUAUGCAACACUCACAAAAACUGCCAUUGUGAUUAUGGCUGGGCCCCUCCUGAUUGUCUAAAUGAAGGAUAUGGAGGCAGCAUUGACAGUGGUCCUCCUCCACCACAGAAACAUGUUAUGAAUGAAAGCAGAGGGCACAAUUUAUUAAUAAUUCUAUUUUUCUUUUCUACACUUGCUAUUGCUGUUGGCCUGGGUCUAUUUUUCAGGAAGAAGUUAAUACACCACUGUACAAGACUGAGAGAAUGGGUCCAUCCAGCAGUGAGAACAAAAUGA
Molecule: messenger RNA, 2172 nt
Organism: Sceloporus undulatus (fence lizard)
Lineage: Eukaryota; Metazoa; Chordata; Lepidosauria; Squamata; Phrynosomatidae
Gene: ADAM21
Product: ADAM metallopeptidase domain 21
Exons: 1
Coding region: 1-2172 (723 amino acids)
Biological process (GO): male gonad development; proteolysis
Cellular component (GO): plasma membrane; external side of plasma membrane; sperm head plasma membrane
Molecular function (GO): metalloendopeptidase activity
Source: RefSeq, a predicted model, not a curated record